GAUGGGCGACGACUUUUGAGGCUGGUUUUUGUGUGAAUUUUCUAACGGUGAUGCUAUUCUAGCUAGCGCCAAGGAUGCAUAUCAAACAGAUUAUCAUCCAAGGUUUCCGGUCCUAUAAGGAGCAGACGGUAACAGAGCCUUUCAGCGCAGGCCAUAACGUCGUCGUGGGGCGUAACGGGUCAGGCAAAUCUAACUUUUUCUACGCUAUCCAGUUCGUGCUUAGCGAUGAGUACGCCCACAUGCGCCCGGAACAACGGCAAGCACUGCUGCAUGAAGGCACUGGGCCUCGCGCUCUAUCAGCAUACGUCGAAAUUAUUUUCGAUAACACGGAUGGACGUUUGCCCGUGGACUCAGAGGAGGUGGCAAUCCGUCGUGUGAUAGGGGCAAAAAAAGACCAGUAUUUUCUUAAUAAGAAGAUGGUUACCCGCACCGACGUGAUGAACCUCCUCGAAAGCGCGGGAUUUUCGCGCUCUAAUCCUUACUAUAUCGUCAAACAGGGAAAGAUCAACCAGAUGGCAACAGCUCCUGAUUCGCAACGGUUGAAGCUUCUUCGGGAGGUCGCAGGUACCCGUGUCUAUGAUGAAAGGAGAGAGGAAUCAAAGGAAAUGAUUAAGGAGACAGAUGCGAAAAAAGAAAGAAUUGACGAAGUCCUUAAGUUUAUUAUGGAGAGGCUGGCCACUCUUGAGGAAGAGAAAGAAGAACUCAAAGAAUAUCAGAAAUGGGACAAGAUGCGACGCUCGCUCGAAUACACCAUUUAUGAUCAUGAAUUGAAGGACACCAAAAAAAAGCUUGAAGAGCUGGAGACCCGUCGCGAGUCCAGUAGCUCCGUUACCGAGAAGCUCCGGGAAAAUCUACAGAGUGCAGCGGAAAAAAUAAAAAAGCUAAGCAAGGAACUCCGUGAUAUUCGUCAAAAAGUGGCGGCCAACAGGGAAGAAAAGGAGACACUGUCAUCUGAGAACUCUGGCAUCCUCAAGGAAAAAACACGACUGGAGCUCACCAUCAAAGAUCUCAAAGAUGAGGUGGAGGGUGAUGAUAGCUCGCGUAAGCGAGCUGAGCGAGAGCUAGCAAAAUUGAAAGACACGAUCUCGGCAAAACAGACAAAGCUGGACGAGAUCCGUCCUCAGUACGAGGUGAUGAAGAAAAAAGAAGAGGAGUGCACACGGGAACUGAGUCUCAAGGAACAGAAGCGAACUGAGUUGUAUGCCAAGCAAGGCAGAGGGUCACAGUUCACCUCGAAAGCCGAACGGGACAAAUGGAUUCAGAAGGAGCUAAAGUCGCUGCAAAAGGCCAUCCGUGACAAGCGUGAGCAGAUCGAUAGGCUUCAGGAUGAGGCUCAGAGGGACGCCGCUAAGAAAGUGAUGCUCGAGAAGAAAGUGGACGAACUUACAAAGGAGCUGGAAAACCACCGGGAUAAUAUCGACGGACAGAAUAAAAGCUACUAUGACAUGAAGAAACGGAAGGACACGUUACAGACGGAACGUAAUGAGCUUUGGCGCCACGAAAACCAGUUACAGCAAUCCUUAGCCGGCCUUAAAGAGGAAAUGCAAAAGAAGGACCAAGGUCUUAGAUCGAUGACAGGCAAGGCUACAUUAAACGGGCGAGACUCGGUGCGUAAAGUACUGCAAGCAUUCCGAGAGCGGGGUGGCCAGUGUAAGCAGAUAGCCGAGCAAUAUUAUGGUAUGCUAAUCGAAAAUUUCGAUUGUGAUAAAACGAUCUAUACAGCCGUCGAAGUGACAUCAGGUAAUAAACUGUUCUACCAUAUUGUUGAAAACGACCGAAUCGGCACAAAAAUUUUGCAAGAAAUGAACAAACAGGGCCUUCCAGGAGAAGUGACCUUCAUGCCGUUGAAUCGACUAGUGUACCGUGAACAGGAUUAUCCAGAGAGCAACGAUGCAAUCCCCAUGAUUUCGAAGCUAAAAUACGAGCCACGCUUUGAACGCGCCAUGAAAUAUAUUUACGGUAAAACUCUAAUAUGUCGCAACCUUGAGGUGGCCACACAGAUUGCAAGGACUUCGCAGCUGGACUGCAUCACCCUGGACGGUGACCAGGUAUCACAUAAGGGUGCAUUGACUGGUGGCUAUUUUGAUACCCGCCGGUCCCGUUUGGAUCUGCAUAAAGGACAUGCGACAGUGUCGAAAGAGAUCAAAGAUGUUGAACAGCAACUUUCCGAGCACAAGGAAAAGCUACAGCGGAUCGAGAGUGAGAUCAAUCAGGUUGUGGCUGAUAUGCAACGUACUGAGACGAAGAACUCAAAAAAUAAAGACGUAUUCGACAAGCUUAAGGCCGAUAUACGGUUGAUGAAAGAUGAACUCUCAGCCCUCGAGAGGUCCAAACAGCCGAAGGAACGCUCUCUUGCAUCGUUGGACUCGUCACUCAAAUCUAUGCAGUCUACAGAACAAAGCCUCCGUUCCGAACUUCAACAAGAAUUGCUAACCCAGUUAAGCGCCGCUGACCAAAACGAGGUCGACACUCUUAACGACGACAUCCGACGGCUAACGCAACAAAAUAAAGAGGCAUUCUCGGAAAGGAUGAGGCUUGAAGCGGAAAAGAACAAACUCGAGAAUCUUCUUAACAAUAAUCUCUACCGGCGGAAAGAGGAACUUGAAGCUGCGUUACAAGAGAUAUCGGUGGAGGACCGACGGAGAAAGUUGGAGAAUUGUCAAGCGGAGCUCACCACUGUAAAUUCUCGGAUUGAAGACGUGCUCAGACAGAUGCAUGGCCUCGAGAAGCAGUUGGAAACCAGUUUAAAAGAGCAAAAGGAAGUAGGCGCCCAAUUGGAACAUUGGAAAGGCCAAGAACGAGACUGGCAGGAUCGAAUUAACGACGAUGCGAAGGAUCUCGAAAAAAUGAGCAGUCGGCAAAGUGUUCUGCUCAAAAAAAAGGACGAAUGCAUGAAGAAGAUUCGCGAUCUCGGUUCACUACCAUCAGAUGCAUUCGAGAAGUAUCAAACUUUGACCUUGAAGCAGUUAUUCAAGAAGCUCGACCAGGCUAACAACGAACUAAAGAAGUAUUCCCAUGUAAAUAAAAAGGCUCUUGACCAAUUUGUUAGUUUCUCAGAACAGAAAGAGAAACUGAUGAAACGUAAAGAGGAACUAGAUCGGGCCGGACACUCAAUUCGAGAGCUGAUGAGUGUGCUCGAACAGCGCAAGUACGAAGCGAUCCAGUUCACCUUUAAACAGGUGUCGAAAUAUUUUACCGAAGUGUUUAAGAAGCUCGUUCCGCAGGGUCAUGCCAAUCUGACGAUGCGUACGGAUAAGGAUAAGGAGAACGAUGAUGACGAUGAAGAGGGAGCUAGCGCUGACAAUUUUACCGGAAUCGGUAUCCGCGUGUCAUUUGUGGGAAAAAACUCCGAAAUGAAGGAAAUGCAACAGCUUUCUGGUGGUCAAAAAUCGCUGGUGGCACUAACAUUGAUCUUCGCCAUUCAAAAGUGUGAUCCAGCUCCGUUCUACUUAUUUGACGAGAUUGACCAGGCAUUGGAUGCUCAACAUCGACGAGCUAUCGCUGAAAUGAUACAUGAGCUCUGCAGCGACGCCCAGUUCAUUACGACAACGUUCCGGCCCGAGCUGCUGGUAAACGCCGACAAAUUUUACGGAGUAAAAUUUCGUAAUAAGGUGUCACACAUCGAAUGUGUGACUCGAGAAGAAGCGCGAGACUUCGUUGAAGAUGAUCAAACUCACACUUAGAAAAAAACAAGCAACGAAAAAUUAGGACAAGAGAAAAAAACUACAACAACAAAAAAAAUUAGGAAGGCCUGCAUCUUGGGCCACAGAUAUCAGAGAUGUUACUUAGCAUUAAACACAUUGUCCAAAAGGAGCAAAUCGAAUAGGAAAGGCAUCAAGCGUCUGAUACUAAUUAUCAUUGCAUUGUAAAAUAUGUAGAUAUGCAUAUGAUUCACAAAGCUCCGAUGACGUAAUUAUAUUCGUAUGUCUUUAAGUUCGAUGUGUACGUAUUACUAGGUAGCAGCAUGGGUCAAAUAGGGCUGAUAUCGUCAGCUGCAGGAUGCUUUUACAUAUUCAUUGUUUCUCCAUAGGUAAAAAGAUAGGUAUUCAUUUGUUUCUUAUUUCAGCGUGUCUUCUAAGUGAACUGUGUAUUUUGGGAUAUACACACAUGAUAUUUUUCUUCGAGGUCUGGAUUUUUGCUAUCAUUUUCUUUUAGUUAAGUAUAUACAUGUAUUUUUAUCAGCACCCAAUUUGUAUUUUUAUGGACAUAUUUUGGAUCAACGAGGUUUUACCCUUUGCGAACCUGUUCGCAGCUUUACGAAAUAUUGUAUGUAAAAUGUUUAAGUUAAUGUACAAAUCAAAUUCUGAUCUACUUCUUAACGCAGUCAUAUACGUACGAAGUCUGAAUUAUUUGUAUUAAAUACAUUUCACUCUGUGAGGACGCAAAAUUUGAGUGAUUUUGUGGGUUGGGCAUGUUAGAACGCAAUGUCACAAGCAAUUGCAUUUGUAAAUGUACGAAAAUAAUAAUGGUCGCGAA
Messenger RNA from Varroa destructor (honeybee mite), 4476 nucleotides. RefSeq names its product structural maintenance of chromosomes protein 3-like. Lineage: Eukaryota; Metazoa; Arthropoda; Arachnida; Mesostigmata; Varroidae. Gene Ontology annotation, cellular component: chromosome. Gene Ontology annotation, molecular function: protein binding; ATP hydrolysis activity; ATP binding. The record is from RefSeq and is a predicted model, not a curated record. Gene Ontology annotation, biological process: chromosome organization.